Molecule: messenger RNA, 4991 nt
Organism: Capra hircus (goat)
Lineage: Eukaryota; Metazoa; Chordata; Mammalia; Artiodactyla; Bovidae
Gene: EHF
Product: ETS homologous factor
Exons: 9
Coding region: 162-1064 (300 amino acids)
Biological process (GO): cell differentiation; regulation of transcription by RNA polymerase II
Cellular component (GO): nucleus
Molecular function (GO): sequence-specific DNA binding; DNA-binding transcription factor activity, RNA polymerase II-specific
Source: RefSeq, a predicted model, not a curated record
AUUGUCAUGUGCAUUGAUCUUCACUCUGAUGAGGACUCAGACGUGAUAACACUCCUGGUUCCCUGUCCCCGUAUAAGCUGGCGUGAGUGCUUCUAGCAGUCUUCCCUCCAUUUGCCACAGCUAUUGGAUUUCCCACCCAGAAUCUUUAGGUAGAUGAGAUCAUGAUUCUGGAAGGAAGUGGUGUAAUGAAUCUCAACCCCAGCAACAAUCUUCUCCACCAGCAGCCAGCCUGGACAGACAGCUACCCCACGUGCAAUGUUUCCAGUGGGUUUUUUGGAGGCCAGUGGCAUGAAAUCCAUCCUCAGUACUGGAGCAAGUACCAGGUGUGGGAGUGGCUCCAGCAUCUCCUGGACACCAACCAGCUGGACGCCAGCUGCAUCCCUUUCCAGGAGUUUGACAUCAACGGCGAGCACCUCUGCAGCAUGAGUCUGCAGGAGUUCACCCGGGCAGCGGGGACGGCGGGGCAGCUUCUUUACAGCAACCUGCAGCAUCUCAAGUGGAAUGGCCAGUGCAGCAGUGACCUGUUCCAGUCCACGCACAAUGUCAUUGUCAAAACUGAACAAACCGACCCUUCCAUCAUGAACACCUGGAAAGAAGAAAACUAUUUAUACGACACCAACUAUGGUAGCACAGUAGAUUUGCUGGACAGCAAAACUUUCUGCCGGGCCCAGAUCUCCAUGACAACCACUGGUCACCUUCCCAUUGCAGAAUCACCUGAUAUGAAAAAGGAGCAAGACCACCCGACAAAGCCCCACACCAAAAAGCACAAUCCACGAGGGACCCACUUAUGGGAAUUCAUCCGCGACAUCCUGCUAAACCCAGACAAGAAUCCAGGGUUAAUCAAGUGGGAAGACCGGUCUGAGGGCAUCUUCAGGUUCUUGAAAUCAGAGGCUGUGGCUCAGCUAUGGGGGAAAAAGAAAAACAACAGCAGCAUGACCUACGAAAAACUCAGCCGAGCCAUGAGAUAUUACUACAAAAGAGAAAUUCUGGAACGUGUGGAUGGACGAAGACUGGUAUAUAAAUUUGGCAAGAAUGCACGUGGAUGGAGGGAAAAUGAAAACUGAAGCUGCUGACACCUUUGAACACAAAGCUAAAUACCCCCUCAAAUGAUAACCAACCAUGAAGUUCCCGGACGUAAAUAUUUCAAAGACUACUUGUUUUCUGAUAUUUAUGUACCACAAGGGGGAAAAAAUACAUCUACUUCUAACAGGAAGAAGGAACAUGACAGUUGAUAAAAUUAUUUUGUUACUUUUGAAGUAUGUCCUAUAUGGGGAACAAACGUACACAGUUUUCUGUGAAAUAUGACGCUGUGUCUGGUUGUGAUUUUUGACUCUAUUGUGAAGUUCUUUUCUGCUGCAAGAAGGACAGAGUCUUGUGCUUCUUGUUAAGAGAAAGAAAAAUAAUCAGAGGGCAUUAAAUGUUUUUAUAUGCAAAAUGAUUUAGGAAAAGGUGACGUGUCCUCCACACGUAAGCAUUCACGUGGCCUCCUCAAGUGAGGUGGAUGUGGUCGCCAGGAUGAACUUCAGGGUCUCAGAUUGAUGGGAUGAACCAGAAGGAUGCUUGGGAUGUUUACCUUGACCUUCAGGAGUGAGUGAGUGGAGACUGAGGACUUCCGCAGUCCAGGGUGGACUGUAAUCACUGCAUAAUCACAGAAAUUUCUUGUUUAAAUCAGAGAAGAAUAAUGGUGCAGGGGGCUUUAUACUCAUUCAGGAAUGAUUUACCUGGUGUGAAGUCUAUCUUCCCUCCUCCUUUUCGACUCAUUGGUAAAAAACUUCAAUUGCCACCUCUGCUUACUUUUGGUUGUUUAAGAGAAGGUCUGUCUUUGGUUAUUUUUAUAUUAAUUGCUUAAAAAAUAAGUGGGAAAAGGAGAUGAUGAGUUUUCUCUUGUAUUCCCAUUGUCUGUGGUUUCAAAAUGGGCACAAUUGACAUUUUUGGCUGAAUUCUUCUUCGUUGUGUAUUAUUCUGGCUGUAGUGUGUGUUUUGAGAUGUUUAGCAUAUCUAUGACCUCUACCUACUAUAUGCCAAUAGCACUGUGGUCGUCAGAGUUGUCACAACCAAAAAUGUCUCUAGACAUUGCCAAAAGUCCCCCAGGUUGGGUAGGUGGAGAACCACUGGUUUAGCUAGUGAAGAUGAAGAUGGUGAUUUACUCUCAGAACAACAGCAGCAAAAAUCCCUGGCGUGAAGACUUUAAAGUCAACCUAUUUUUCAUUUUUAAAAUGUUGGGACAAUGGGUUGAAAUUGCUAGAGGGACUUCUUUUCAGAACCCCAGAUGACAGCUAGAAUCAGAUAACUUAAACAAGAGCUAACAAUACAACACAUUUUCAGUAGAAUGACAAAACAGAGAAAAAAUGAUAUUAUGGAAGGAAACACAGAGGAGAGAGAGGGAGACAGACAGACAGAGAGAGGUUAGUGCCAGGGAGAUACAUUCGUAGAUAUCGCUUCUUAUAAUCUUUCCUCUUUUGGAUAACCUUCCUGUCUCAUUUUAACUCAUUCCAAAGUGAACUCUGUCUUGCCUAGAUUUGGAUCUAGAGGAAUGUUAAACAAACAAACAAACAAACAAAAAGACUAAAGAAGGGAAGGAUGGAAGAGAAAAACAGAAAACUCAGUUCAGGAGCUGUGGUCAGGAAGGAGUUAUAGAUGUUCCUCAGUAUCUGUACUUCGACAAUGCUGAGUAGCACCUCUGGAGGUGACCAAGCCAGGCAGAAAGAAAAACAACUCAGUUGUACCUUCAGAAGGUCAUUCAUCUCACUAAGCUGUGCCCCAAGGUCACUGGCCAUCGUGGCUCUCCUUAGAAGGAUGACGAGCAGCACAGAUCUGAGACCUUCCCGCGAGAAAGACAAACCUUGCUCUCCAAGCAAGGCUAUAGAACUGAGGCUUUCCCAGCAGUUGACCAUACUUUCCGCAGAAGAGAUUAAACUUCCAGAUAUUUGAAUUAAUGUAAACACGUGAAUGUUUGCGUGUCUGUGUGUAGUUAUUAAGAGACAUCUGCUAAUUUGCUCUCUGCUGUCCUCUGGCUUGGCCUGUUCAUCAUCUAAGCUGCCUGGAUCAUUCUCUGAGCUCUCCCUUCUUUAAAACUGUAAGUGUCUUUCUCAUGUUCCUCCAAAAUUGGUCUUGGCUCUUUCUUCACCCUCUCUGCUGAAGAGCCACCCCUGCUAGGUAGUGAGUCUGGGGUGUACUGCCUGCAACACUGCAGAUAAUUAGCAGACUGUGUUAUCUGUUGAAAGUGACGGUUUCUUGGCACCUCGUUCCUACUUAAAUAGGUUGGCGUAUUAAGUUCUCAGCAUAUCUCUCUAUUGUCUUGGCUUGAGUUGGAUGCAUUUUCUAUGUGCUAUUCGUGACUUGGAGAACUCAAGGUAAUUGAGCCAUGCCAACUUGGGGUGUGAGCAGAAUCUUUCCCACCCCAUUGUUGCAAGGGAGAGCAAAAUCUCAGCAACAAGCCAGCAGCAGGUGAAGCCCCCUCCUUUUGGCAACUCACAGCUUCUCAUUUGAGAAGCUCUCAUCUGAGCCAACACCCCUAUGAUCACUACGCAUGGCCUCCUUAAACCCUUCUUACACUAAAGGCUUGGGCUCUUUUUAUUUUUGCAUGGGAACCUGAGGAAGGAAAUGUAUUGCUAAGACUUUACUAGAUUCAGAGCAUCUGGGGCCUCUAGAUAAUUGACUUGAUGAAACGAGCAAAGCUCUGACCCCCAGCGACAUGCCUACAACUUCUGGAAGUUGCUUUCUGAGCAGCACAGACCAGGACAGUGAGUUUUCCUUUGAAAUGUGCUUGUUCUGUUUCAAACUGUUCUCUCGCUAGACUGUAAGCUCUGUGAGGGCAGGGAUGAUAUCUUAGCAAUACUGUUUUUUUUCCAAUGCCUACAUGAGAUAGGUCCUUAGUAAACUAUAUGAUGAGUUAAGAAAUAAAUGUCUUCUGGAAGACUCCUCAGAUUGGGAGCCCAUAUCCAUAAUUGUGAUGUAAAUUGUUUCUUUACUGGACGAAGAGCACAACAGCCAAAACUUCAAGGACUUACUAUCUGUCAGAUGAACAUUUUACUGUGAGGUUCUUUACUUUGCCUUCCUACCUGCGCUGAAAUAAAACCAAGACAGGUUAUUUGGUUCUGCAAAUCAACCUAUGUUGUGUGAGAAUUCUGUCACCUCACUGGGAACUGUGAGAAUUACCUGGUAUAUGAGAAGCCAGUCAUGAACCUUGAACCUGUCUUAAACGAUGAAGAUUAUGAAUGUUUAUAUGAUGUAAAUUUCUAUUUAAGUGUAAAGCAGUUCUAAGUUUUAGUAUUUGGGGGUUGGUUUGUAUUUUUUUUUUCUUUUUGAAAAAUAUUGAGGGAUCUUUUGAUAAGGUUAGUCAUGCACAUUAGAUUUUAGCUUUGCAAGUGUGUUGUUUUUCAAAUGUAUAAAAUAUAGGAGAAGUUAAAAUAGUAAGAGAAAGAGGCAGUUAUAUUAUUCUUCUAUAGUUAAAAAAAAAGUUUGUUGAGUGCCUACCCAUGUGCACAGCAUGGAACCAUCUUUGGGAGGAGUUUAUCUAACUGUAUGGGGUAUAGGAGAAACUCCAUAGGAGCCCAUGGAAUGGCUACUUCCUGUGUGAAAGAAAGUACGUGAGCUGAAUUAGCCUCAGCAUUGCUUGUCAGGAUUCCAUUUCUGGAAUAAGAGAGAGAACAUUGAAUAAAAACGUGUUGAGACUGGGUGUGGCAAACCACUGAAAUGUGUAAGCCUUCAUGAGUUUAGCUUAAUUGGGAUUUAUCUUUCUGUAACUGUCUGCCUAAUUCUUGCUUUUCUUCCCAUCUGGCUUCUGGGUUGACAUUUUUUGGGGAAGCAACCCUACUGCCGCUAUUUUUUUUUUAACAAUCAGAAACCUUGCCCUUGAAACUGUGUUAAAUUCAAACUGAGUAUUUCUGUUUUAUGAAAUAAUUAUUUUUUUCAAAAUACAGGUGUUUUUUUGUUUGUUUGUUUGUUUGAUGGGUCCCAGAAAACACUAAUAAAAACUACAGAGACCAGCC